Molecule: messenger RNA, 9509 nt
Organism: Polyodon spathula (Mississippi paddlefish)
Lineage: Eukaryota; Metazoa; Chordata; Actinopteri; Acipenseriformes; Polyodontidae
Product: zinc finger protein 609-like
Exons: 8
Coding region: 114-4289 (1391 amino acids)
Biological process (GO): regulation of transcription by RNA polymerase II
Cellular component (GO): nucleus
Source: RefSeq, a predicted model, not a curated record
AAAAUGUGGGUAACUAGGGUGGGGAUACCGAGACCCUAAGGCAGCUUUACCCCCCCAGUUUUCUCAGAAGGUGUGGGACCUCACUGUGGCAAGCCUGGGCCGCGGGCACUAAGAUGUCCCUAAGCAGUGGCACUGCAGGCGGGAAAGGUGUGGACUCGAAUGCGGUGGACACUUACGAUAGCGGCGAUGAGUGGGACAUAGGCGUCGGCAAUUUGAUCAUUGACCUCGACGCCGAUCUAGAGAAGGACCAGCAAAAACUGGAAAUGUCUGGAGCUAAAGAAGGAGGAGGCAUGGCAGCGCCAACCAGUGCUGUGGCAACCCUGCCCGAUAACAUCAAGUUCGUUAGCCCCGUGCCAACCCCCCAGGGCAAGGAGAGCAAGUCUAAAUCAAAGAGGAGCAAGAACUCCAAAGACAGCGGCAAGGCCUCUUCAGGCGAAGGGGGCAAGAGGGACUCCCAAGCGCGCCCCCCUGGGGAUAGCACAACAUCCACGGGCACGGCUGGUUCCAGCAACCCCCCAACCAGCAAAAGCACGGACAAAAGUGCCAAAGCCUCCCGCAGCGCCCCUAGUGGCAAGAAGGAGAGCAGUUCUGGGAAAAACAAGAAGGAUAAAACUGAAGGAGCUGCAAGCUCCAGUGAAAAGGAGGCCAGCAUACAAGGCCUAGCUUUAGCUGCCAGAGGUGUGCAGUUUGAGGCCCCUCAGAGUGCAGACUUGGCAGCAGCCGAACAGCUUGGGAAUAUGGCCGUUGAAUCCAGUGGGAUUGCAGCUCCGUUGGGGAUUAAAACUGAACCUGAGGAGCUGAACAAUGAAUCCCGGACACUGAAGAAAGUUAAAACAGAAAAGAUGGAGUCUCCAGUCUCCACGCCUGCCCCUCCCCCGCUGCACCUCCUGGCUCCUGUGGGAAACAAUGACAUCGCCUCCCCCUGCGAGCAGAUCAUGGUGCGCACGCGCUCUGUCGCCGUCAACACUUCCGAUGUUGCCUUGGCAACAGAGCCAGAGUGUUUAGGACCCUGUGAACCCGGGACCAGUGUAAACCUGGAAGGGAUCGUUUGGCAGGAGACGGAAGAUGGAAUGCUUGUGGUCAAUGUGACCUGGCGGAACAAGACCUAUGUGGGGACGCUGCUGGACUGUACGAGGCACGACUGGGCACCGCCACGGUUCUGUGAGUCGCCCACCAGUGACCUGGAGAUGAGAAAUGGCCGGGGAAGGGGAAAGCGGAUGCGGCCCAAUAGCAACACUCCUGUGAACGAGAACAGCAACUCAUCUGACACCAAGGGCAGCAGCGGCGGCAGCAAGACACGGGCGGGCUCCAACAGCAAGGGCCGCCGCGGGAGCCAGACCUCGUCGGAGCACCGCACACCGCCCAACAGCAACACCGAGGACGUCAAGGCCAGCCCGUCCUCGGCCAAUAAGCGGAAGAGUAAGCCGGCCUCGGACAUGGAGCCCAACUCCAGCUCGGAGGACACCAAGGGGAGCAAGCGCAUGCGCACCAACUCCAACAGCAGCGUGCCCCCUCCAGCCAUGCCCGUGCCUGCCGUGAAAUCUGAGCCCCUUCCACCUCCCGUUGACCGCAACUGUCCUUCGCCCAUCCUCAUUGACUGUCCGCACCCCAACUGCAACAAGAAGUACAAGCACAUGAAUGGCUUGAAGUACCACCAGGCUCGCGCCCACAACGAAGAGGGCAUUAAGCAGGAGAUGGAUGGGGACAGCGAGUAUGGGGAGGACUCUACGCUUCAUCCUGAGCCUGGGAGUUGCAACGGAGCCUCCGUUUCCCAAAAAGGAUGUCUUUCGCCAGCACGGUCUGUUACGCCAAAAGGUAGAGGUUUUGAUGGCCAUAGCCCAUCCCCUUCUCCUGGAAAGUUUAGCUCUAAGCAAUCCAGCAAGAAGAAAUCUUGUGACGCAGACCAGGAAUCUGUUGGGGUCCCCAUAGAUGGAUCUGAAGAUGGACCCUGCCUCACGGACGAGGCUAGCAACGACGGUAUGGAUGAUAAGAAAGGGUCUGACAAGGACAAGUCAAAGAAGCCCAAUAGUGGGAGUGCCAAGCCUGACAAGGUCCAGCAAAAGAGUUUGAAGUCUGCCAGACCCAUAGCUCCAGCCAUACCUCCCCAGCAGCUCUACACUUUUCAGACAGCUACCUUCACCACAGGCAGCCCGGGUUCCUCUCCAGGCUUGACCACCACCGUUGUCCAGGCCAUGCCCAAGAGCCCUCAGCUGAAAGCCAUCCAACCCAAGCCCACUGUGAUGGGAGAGCCCUCCACUGUGAACCCAUCUUUGAGCAGCUCCAAGGACAAGAAGAAGAAGGACAAGAAGAAAAAAGAGAGUAAGGAUGCAGACAGUCCCAAUCCUUCUGGUAAAGGAGGAAAACCAGAGGAAGGAAAGAGCCCUUACUCUGAGUCUUCUGAUCCUGGGAGCAAAAGCGACGGGAUGUUGAAUGGUUCUUCAGAUCCCCACCAAAGCCGCCUGGCCAGUAUCAAGGCCGAGGCGGACAAGAUCUACAGCUUCUCAGAUAACGCUCCUAGUCCGUUGAUAGGUGUGGCUAGCCGGCUUGACAGUACUGGCAUGGUCCAGCCAAUGGCUCCUCUUCAUGUAGUGACCCAAAAUGGUGCGGACAAUUCUUCGGUCAAGACAAAUAGCCCAGCUUACUCUGACAUUUCCGAUGCAGGGGAAGACGGGGAAGGCAAAGCAGACAGUUUAAAGGCCAAGGCAGAUGACCAGGCCAUAAGGGAAGGGGCUAAGAAAGCCCUCUUUCCUUCCCAAACCCCUAGCAAGGAGUCUCCUUUCUAUUCAGGCUAUGAAGCCUACUAUUCUCCUAACUACACCAACCCCAGCCCGGGGGCUUCCAAUUCUAACACAUCGCUGGCAGAAGGCCAGCCUGUAAAAAUAAAGAAAGAAGAGGAAGCAGAACCCAUCGACACAAAGGUGAAAGUGGAACCUCCGGAAGAGCGGAAGCCUGAAGUUAGCAUGCCUUGCCAACAGCAGCAGCCCUCUGUCAUUCAACAACGCUCAAACAUGUACAUGCAGCCCCUGUACUACAACCAGUAUGCCUAUGUUCCACCCUAUGGAUACAGCGACCAGGCAUAUCACGCCCACUUGAUGGCUUCCAAUCCAGCAUACAGGCAGCAGUACGAGGAGCAUCAGAGGCAGAGACAAGCAACCGAGCAGCACCGUAUGGCCGAGAAGAAGUCAGACAUGGCCAUGAGAGAGAGGGAGGCAGCCAUGAAGGAGGAGUGGAAACAGAAGGCCUCUAUCCCUCCCACUCUCUCGAAGGCCCCCAGCCUCACGGACCUUGGCAAGCCGGCGCCACCGAGCAAGCCUAAAGACUCUGAUUCAGAGCCGGCAAAGUCGGUCAUAAUCCCCAAGGUAGAGGACUCUUCCUCCUCCUCAUCUUCCUCUUCCUCCAAGAUCCAGUCCCAGCAGGCAGAGGGGCUGAAGAUGAAGCUGAGCGAGGGCAGCCAUCAUAGCAAGGAGACGUCCGAGGCGAGGUCCAGCAUGGAGUCUAGCAGGCAGCCUGCAGUGGACCAGGCCAUGUGGUACAGACAGGAGCCCGACUCCAGAAUGUGGCCCUACGUCUAUCCUAACAAGUACCCCGAUUCUCAGAAGCAGGAAGAGGAGCAGCGGUGGAAGGAGGAACGUGAGCGGGAGCGCAAGGGGAAGGAGGAGAGGCCCAGGCCCAAGGAGACUGCCCCGAAGGAGGAGAACAAGGAGAGCAUGGACCCCCGACUAGCCAUGCCCCCGUCGGAGGACCAUCGCAGCAAGGACCCCCGGUCCACCACCCACAUGCAGUUCACCUCCCACCUGGCGCAGCACCAGUCCUACAUGCCGUACAUUCACGGGUACCCCUACGCACAGGGCUAUGACCCUAAUCACCCGGGCUACAGGGGCAUGCCCUCUGUCAUGAUGCAGAACUACCCAGGUUCCUACCUGUCCUCAGGCUACUCCUUCUCCCCCUAUGGCAAUAAGAUGCCGGGCAGCGAAGAGGGAGAGAAGUCUCGAUCCAGCCCCACGGUGAGCAGUAAAUCCAGCUCCGAGUCCAAGGCCCUGGAUAUCCUGCAGCAGCACACCAGCCAUUACAAGAGCAAGUCUCCCACGGUGAGCGACAAGCAGGCCCACGAGCGGGAGCGAGAUGAGCGGCCACGCUCCUCUCCAUCACAACGCCUGAUGACCUCACACCACCACCUGGGCUACCCACUGCAGUACGAUCUACCCUACGCAGCAGGCCUCUCAUCUUCAGCCAUCAUUGCCAGUCAGCAGGCCUCAGCCCCUUCGUUGUACCCACCACCGAGGAGGUGAGACAGGGAGAGACCUGAUUCGAUCAACUUCAUGUUGAAACGUGUCAUGUGACUGGAUCACAUGAGGAAGCUUGUGGCGUUCAUUUAGCAUCAGUUGAAUGGUGUUUCUAUUUUUUUUUUUUGUUGCUGCCAUAACGUCGGGCAGACUGUUGUCCUUCUAGCAUCUACUUCUUAACUCUGGACUUUGAGAGCUGGUACAAACAAUAAACCACAAAGCCAUCUACGUUGAUUUUACACACAGAACUAGCCACUAAACCUGGUUUUUGCACUGUGGACCCAGUGAACACAAAAAACUAAAAACAAACCUGAAAAGACUAUUCUUUUGAUAGCAUUGUUUUUAUAUCAGCAGCAGUCGACAAGGCCCUACAGGAAUUGUUGGCUGAACCAAGCCUUAGUUUCCCGCUUUCCACUGAACGGACGCUGCACCCCUUUUCUGAAGACUACAGCGAUUUUCUACCGUCGAUCCGAUACAGACAUGUUUGUUGGCCAAGGGUCGUGUCUUUGAAGCCCCUCACACACGCAUUGUCUGUGCAAGCAGAAGCCAUUUCGAGAUCUUGCAAAAAUGCAUUCCGAGAUAUCUGAAACAUUUCAACGAAUCAAAAAACCCUCUUCUUUUUUUUUUUUUUUUUUUUUUAGAUAUUUUAAAACACUGCUUACUUCAGGAGUUUAAUCUUGAAUUUGAAAUAUCUUUAAACGAGCUGCAGCAGGUAUAUUUUGUGUGUGAAUAAGAUGCCUGUGAAUAGUUACCAUAUAUAAAUAUAUAUAUUCUCAAAGGAGAAUGAGAUAUCUUUAGGUUUGUUUUAUCUUGAAUUAAUGGUGAUUUCUCAGUAUGACUUGCUUUUCAUAGAUAUCCUGUUUUUAUUUUUUUAUUUUGAACUGUCUAGCCGAGGUGGCUUACAGACAUGAACCCGUCACGGUUUACAGCAGUGUCUGUGCAUCCGUUAUCCACUGUGCUAAUGCUGGCUGUUUUAAAAGGGAUAGUCUGUGCAACUAUUACUUCUGCCUGCUUUUAAGUGGAAUGAUCCACUGGAUUGUGCCUGGGCUUGUCACCUUCUGAGCUACACACAUCACAGAGAGUUUUAACAGUCUUGUGUUAUAAAAGGAAUGCACAACAGGGGGGGCAGUUGAGUAAAAAUAAACACGGUCAAAUGAGUAUCUCAAGUCGGGGACCUUCCACACAGUUACUCCAGUUGCCAGUACCAUGCAAUAGAAAGGAAACAACAGAGAACCAGUGCAACGUCCCAAUGCCUCUGGAGUUGAAAUUAUUUACACUUCAUUAACAGUUUAGGGAUUAUCACAGGGAAAUAUUUCCAUUUUUUUCACGUCUACAGAUUCAAGAAAUGGGUGUGGCAAAGAACUAUGGGAGUUGUAGUUUUAAAUUGGCGCUAAAUAAAGAUGGCAGAGCUUGGUGGCUCCCAAUAUCCACCGUUGGUUCUUCUGAUUGUAAAACAGCAUGUGUGUGGUUGUUUUUUUUUAUUUUAUUUUUUUAUAACUGCAACAUGGUGGCUGGUCGUCUUGUAAAAUCACCUUCAAUUUGAAUAAAAAAUCAGAAAUCUGUUUUAUAAAUAGCUGUUUUUUUUUUUUUUUUUUUAACAAUGGUUCUGUGCCGGGGAAUAUGUAUUUUAGGAAGUGUAUUACAUUUGCAAUCUGCCCAAUCAUUGCGGAACGAGCAAAUAAAGGUACCCUUCUCAGUUUCAGUAAAUUUUUGCACUAGUCUUAAGUGAAGUCUGAAAUACUGAGAUUCAUACCUGUUUCUAAUUCAAUUGCGGUCACAGCCUUUGCUGAUUUAUUCAAAUUGGACUUUUGUAACACUACACAACAACAGUUUUGAAUCCCCAGAUAGUCUGUAAUGAUUAUGUACUCAAUUGGAGGCAGUCUCCACCAGAAAUCUGUAUUCAGUACACAGGAGGCUAAAUCCAUUACGCUGUGGAUGUGUUACUGCUUUUACAUUGCUUGCUUUGGAAAAGUCUGGGAAAAUCCUUUGUGUACACAUAGAAUUCAUCACCUCUAAAUAGCCUUUUCAUCACUAUUUCUCUUUGUGCGUAUUAUAACACUGAAAGCAUUACCCUGCUGUGUGUGCGUUCUGCAUACUAAGAUGUACCAGAGUUUGUAUCUAUCUCUCUUUCUCUGUCCCCCACUCUCUCUCUCUUCCACACACAAUGUGGUUUUUGUAUAUAUUGUACAGAGGAAUUAUUUUAAAAAUCUGUUGGAUGCUAUUGAACAUUUUUUGUAAAAAGAACAGUAGCUGACGUAACAACUUUCUCUCUGCAGUGCUGUGAUUUAAUUUAAUUUUUUUCAUCCGUUUCUUUUUAAACCUUAUUUUUGUACAGUUUUGUGCCCGUCUAGAAACCUCAAAAUGAGAGCCACUGUUUUUACCCUACCUCUGUACGGAUGUCCUUUUUUAGGUAAGAAUUUGGAAGGCGGGAAUGCUAGCGCUCCCAAGUCCCUUGUUGCAGUAGCCAUGGUCGGUGUCACUGUCACUACAUGCUUUCCCUGGUUUUCAUUUAUGUUGUGAGAUGAUCAUAGAGCCAGUCAUAAAUAUUAUUGAUAUGCAGGAUGUUAAGAGAGUCAGAAAGGCACUUUGCAUUCUGGUGAGAAAAAAAAAAAAACACAAACUGAUUUUGAAGUAUCUGACAAGAGAAGUCUCAAACUGCUCCAUUCUUCUGUUUUUAAUAUUAUCUUUAUGGUAAGCUUUUAAUGCAGUGGCAGCUACAGCGCCCUCUAUGUACUGUAGGUUGAUAGUGCUAGAAUAUUGUAGCAUCCUUUGCUGCCUUAACCUGCCACCUGUUUUGUUUUGUUUUUUUUCUCCACAACAGCUGCACAGUGGAUUUACAAUCCAAAACAGUAUGUUUAGAGGGUUUGUUACUGAAUAGCCUGGUCUCCGUUUAUAUUUACAGAUAUCUGGGCCUGUGGUAGGCAGCUGUAUGAAAUCUCCUCUUCCACUACCUAAAUAUUCCCUGGUUAAAGAAUUCAUAAAGGCAGCCUGUUUUAACUUUAAAGUGGAGAAAAAACAUAAGAAUUGCAUUGUGUGUAAUGUACUGUUGGGUUCCUGUUUAUUACAUGUAUAUUUGAAAGUGAAACGCUUGAAGGGCUAAGUAUCAAAGUGGCAUUUCCUUUUUUUGAGAAGAAGCUUAUUUCUCUUUAGACUGUAACAAGGCGUUGUUUUUCUUUUUUUUUAAAUAUCGUUUUAUUGCUCUUCCAACCCAUAAGUUGUCUCAAAUCAAUUUGAGCUGAACUUUUUUUUUUUUUUUUUUUUUUUGCUGCUCUCCUCAGGAUGUGAUGUUUUUACACUGCUGUGGGGUAUACAGUACUGGGAUACAUUUAUACAUGUGGAAUUAGUGGUCUACAAUUGUCAUCACAUAGUUUCCAAACUGAGCGAUGCCACUUUUCUACUUAUCCUUUCCUUUGCUUGGAUGUUGCCUGGCAACCCCAAAUAUAGACUGUUCCUGGCUGUAACUCUGAUGCGCCGCCCACUUUAGAUUUAUGUGGCUGAGCCCAGGUGAACUUGGUGCAUCUGAAGUGUUGGAGCGUUUUCCUCUGUAUGAAAGCGGCACCAGUGGGCCACGAGAGUGCAAUCGUAAAUAAAUUGACCACCGGUCCGAAGCAUUGCAGGCUGUAUUCCAAAACAAGGGACUCCACCUAUCCUAACCCCUCACAGUCUAAACCUCCCAUGUCAACUAUUUCUGCAGAUGCUACUGUGAUUUCAAGUUUUGUAACUACAAAACAAGAAAACUGUCAUAUUAAUGGUGAACUCUACAAAAUCUUAGUUACUGAAACUGCUAUGAUAUCAUUUUACCUCAGAGAGAAUAGUGACCAUCAGGUGGACAUUGAGGGUGGAUAGGCAUAUGCAAUAUUACAGUGGAAAGAAGCCUACAAAGCCUUGGUUUGGUAUACAGUAUGUGGUAUUCAGCCCUGUGUUACUUUGAAUGUUGGCUGCUGAAUUGGUAUACCCUUCAAUGCUUGUGAUGUUCUGCUUUUGUGCACACUUUACUAAAGUAGGUGUAUAGCUAUACCAGUUUCUGAAAGUCAACAAAAUCAUGCAACCCCACUGGCUGCUAAAUUUGCACCUGCUCAGGUCAAUUUUCCAGUUGUCUUUUUAAAAUGUCUUGUCUUCAGUUUUUUUUUUAAAUACCUUCAACAAAAAUGUAAUGAAAUUUUCCACCAAAUGGAAUAGAAUGGGUUUCGAGCAGUAUAAACAGUAAGGGAUGUCUACAACAAGUUAAUGUCUGUGCUGACUAGAAAUCUUUUUCAGUUUUUUCAUGUUUUUUUAAGAUACAAAAUGUUGAGGUUCAACCUAGUUCUGUUGGUAGUAAUUUAACAAUGUGUUUACCUUUGCACCCAGAAUCACAAAGCUGUUGUAAGAGUGCUACAGCCAGGAAGAAAGCACAUGGUUUCAAUGUGUGUGAAAAUGUUUCUCUGAUGACAAAGCCAUUGCUCAGCCCUGUUUGGAAAUGGUGCUUUGACAGACGUCACUUACCAGCAAGAGAAGGGAAGUGCUCUUUUACUGCGGAUUCUGUUUUGCUUUCUUUAAAUCCGUACGGUUUUGUUUGUUCCUUCCUUUUUCUCUCCUGACCGCCCCCCCAGUCAAACACAGGGGUGAUGGAAUUCAUAACCAUCAUCAGUACUUGAAAGGUAGAUGUUUACAUUUUUUUUUUUUUUUUUUUUUUGACUGCUGCGUUUGAUUUUAUCCUCUCCAAGUUUUCUGUAUGUAAAGUGUACAUUACCAUGUUUCUUUUUUUAUACAUACUGUAAUUUGCCUUUGUACAUUUAGGCAAACAAAAAUAAAUCUUUUUAUGAGACAAUCACAUAUGUCCUUUUGCUGGCUCCCUUUAUUACACUGAAUUGAAAAACAUUCAAAAAUAUGUAUUUACAUUACUUUAAUGUUUUGAGGUCCUUUAGAGUAAUAUAUUGUAAAAGAUAAAGAAUAAUAGUGUAUUGGAAUGCAGAAUGUGUGACUAAUUUGGAAUCCAUGUAAUGAUCCCAACUGUCCUCAAAUGCAAAGUUUUAUUUCCUGCAGGAUAUUGGCAGGUGAUUUACUUCUCGUCUCUAGAGGGAGCCCCUCUACCCAGUCCAAAGAACCCAGAACUCUGAUUGGUUAAUCUGUCUGUUUCAGUAAUCUGGUGUUGUAAAGGAAUGGGAAUUACAGAAUUAUGCAUGGUGCACGCAACCUUUUCAGUGCCUGUGACAAAGUUUAAUUCACUGUCUUCUAAUGUGUCAUAAA